AUGCCUAUCAGUGAAAUAACAAAGACGAAGCGAUUACGGUCCGGUCAGAGACGUUCGGCUACAUUGUUAGCUACGAAAGUAAAGGAAAAAUUUUCCGACGAAUCCUUAUAUCGAAGAAUCAGACGAGCGUAGAGCUGAGCUACAGAAAAUAGUUUUUGAUAUUGACGAUCGACUGAAUUUAAUGCUACAAUCAUCGCAAGCGGCUGCGUCUCAGACAAACACAAUGUCCGGAAAUAGUGAGCAGACCAAAGCAAAGCAUGUCGUGCGUGCCAAAUUGCCAAAGCUACAAGCCAAAACGUUUGAUGGAAAUUCCAAAAGUGGCAAGAGUUUUGGGAAUCUUUCGAAAGCGCGAUUCAUCAGAACGAGUGUUUGUCACAUGUGGACAAAUUUACAUAUCUAAGAAGCCUUCUUCUUGGACCGGCGAAAUCGAGUAUUGCGGGGUUCGCACUUACUGCGACGAACUACAAGGAAGCACUCGAGUUGUUAAGAAACAGGUACGGGAAAAAGAACGUAAUCCAGAGAGCUCUCAUUCAAGAACUGCUAAAACUAAAACCCGUGUACAACAAUAGAGACCUUGAUGGCCUUCGGAAGUUAUAUGACACCUGUGAAACGAACUACCGUGCGCUAGAGGCGCAAGGAGUAAACGUCAGCACGUAUUCGAGAAUUGUUGUGCCUACGAUAAUGGAGAAAUUACCUGAAAUGUUUCGUUUAACAAUUACGAGGGAAAGGGAGUUCUUAGAGUGGUCUAUGAAAGAACUUUUGGAGGCGAUGACGAAGGAAAUUGAGCUGAGAGAAGCCCACCAUGCGGUGAUAACUACGUCAGAAGGCCAGGAACGGAAAUCUGAGGGAGGAAAGCCGUAUACGAAGAAAAGACUGUAUGGUAAUAGUUCCGCCGCUGCAUUACUGGCUCGACAACAACAAGAUUCUGCGAAGUUUAUAUCAAGAUGUGCCUACUGUUUACAAGAACAUGAUCCCAACAAUUGCACUAAGGUCAAAGGUAUUAUAGAACGUAAACAACUUAUUCGUAAAUAUGGUAGAUGUUUCAUUUGUUUAAAAAAGGGACAUAUAAGUAAAAACUGUUUAAGUAAAAGUAAUUGUAGUGCAUGUGGUGAAUGACAUCAUAAUUCUAUCUGUGAAAGUAGUUUAAAGGACACUCAUGCUAGUCCCAAUCUCCAUGUAGGUUCUGAAGGUAGUGUUGCUUUGCAGACAGCACAGGCAGUAGUCAAGGGUCCAGGUGGUGGUGUUAGAACUAGGGUACUAUUUGACUCAGGUAACCAUAGAUCAUUUGUCACUGUCAAGGCAGCUAGGAUUCCUGUCAAGAGAAGGGAGUGGUUAAAGAUUUGUACUUUUGGGCAGGAGAAGGCAGAAGGGAAAUUACGCGAUGUUUUUGAGUUAGAGGUGCAUCCUGUCAAUGGAGGGGAGAGUGUAAAGACGGAAGCUUAUGGAGUAGAGAAUAUAUCCCAG
Molecule: messenger RNA, 1464 nt
Organism: Paramuricea clavata
Lineage: Eukaryota; Metazoa; Cnidaria; Anthozoa; Malacalcyonacea; Plexauridae
Source: the annotation of a GenBank genome assembly